AUGAGCUUACCAUCCUCAUCAUCCAUCACCAUGAUUGAAACUUUUAAUCAUCAUCAAGGUAUUUUCAGUGGCUUAAAUUUUGUUCUUUCCAUUUCCGAAGAAAUUUCAAGUCCCAAUUCAGACUCACCAUAUUCAAUCACAGAGCUCAUUCGAAACGAAGGAGGAAAAUUGAUGAACAAAAUAUCGAACAAGAUUCAUUAUUUGAUUUUUUCAAAUGGAAAAGCUGAAAUUUAUAAGAAAGCUCUUGAAAAACACAUUAAAAUUGUCGAUACAUUUUGGGUGAGAGAUUGUAUUUUACAGCGGAAAAUUUUGUUGGAUACAGAGAUGCUGAAUGAUAUCACACCACCAAAACUGGAACCUGUUUUGAAACGAAAGAGAGUUGAUUCAUCAAAUUUGCCAACCGAAAAGAUGAAAAAAUUAAAUUCUAAUUCCACCAACAAACAUGAACAGAAAGAUGGACAUACUGUGCGUGCUCAUGACCAAACUAAAACAGAGACCACAAUGAAGAAGAAGAAGAAGAAGAAAAUUAAUUCCACUUUGUCUUGCAUUAUUGGAUGUCAAGAAAUGAUUCAUUUCCCUGAGCUUGGGGUUUUCAAUUUAUUAGGAAAGAUUGAUUCUGGAGCCAAGACCAGUUGUUUAGAUGUAAUGAAUGUGAUACAUGAUGAUGUGAAAAAAAUUUUGAAUUUUGAUGUUGUUUUGGACAGAAAUGAUCGAAAUAUUGUUCAACAUGUGACUGAAUUUCCAUUCUCAAACACAACAAAAACAGUAAUCUCUUCGAAUGGUCAUUCUUCUACAAGAUAUGUCAUUCAAACAAAGGUUUCCAUUGGGGAUGGCUCACAUGUUCGCACAAGUUGCAGAGUUCACGCUUAUGGAAAGACACAAACUCAGUUGUCCUGUGUUAAUUGGGAGAAAUAUUUUGCGAUUAGGAGGGUUUUUGAUUGA
Naegleria fowleri is the source of this 942-nucleotide messenger RNA. RefSeq lists its product as uncharacterized. The transcript has 4 exons. Bases 1 to 942 code for a protein of 313 amino acids. The record is from RefSeq and is a predicted model, not a curated record. NCBI's taxonomy places the organism in Eukaryota, Heterolobosea, Eutetramitea, Acrasida, Naegleriidae.